Oppiella nova is the source of this 2508-nucleotide messenger RNA. The record is from the annotation of a GenBank genome assembly. NCBI's taxonomy places the organism in Eukaryota, Metazoa, Arthropoda, Arachnida, Sarcoptiformes, Oppiidae.
AUGGGCGACGACUUUCAGUACGUAGAGGCCCAGCGCUGGUACACUAAUAUGGAUACACUUAUCCGCGAAAUCCGACGAAACUAUUCCUCGUCCAUCGAUAUCUUCUACUCGUCGCCCAAUUGUUACGUUAAGGCUAUGAAUGAGUUGAACCGUACGUACGAGGAAAGGGGUGCCGUUGACUAUCUCAACUACUGGACCGGCUAUUAUACGAGUCGACCGGCGCUUAAAUACCAGGAUAGGAUCAGCAAUAAUUUACUUCAGGCGAGCAAACAAUUGGAAGUUUUGGCACAAUUAGACCACAAAAAGACUGGUGUAUUGCUGGAUGAGGCCCGUAAUGAACAGGCAGUCCUUACACAUCACGACGCCAUCACCGGUACUUCACCGCAGGUUACGGCCGACGACUACUCGGGUCGCCUACAGAGCGGUUACGCCGCCGGUAAAGAGGUUAUGCGGAAGGCAUACAGUUAUCUGAAGUCCAGGGACCAGACAAAGACAGUGGCGUCGAGUGAAGUGUUUUGCGAUUUACUGAAUAUAACGGAUUGCAGUCUAACGGAGACUAGCGAUAGGAUUGCGGUCACUGUCUAUAACCCAAUCGCCAGACCUAUCGCUCAGUACCUCAGAGUUCCGGUCGUUGAUGGCGUGUAUGCAGUGUUUGAUGCAAACGGUGCACCGGUAUCUCAAAAAGCAUUACUACCCGUAUCUGAGGCCGUGAGAGAACUGCCCGAAAGGAAAGGCAGUUUAGGCACUCAUGAACUGGUAUUUAAAGCUCAGUUACCAGCCCUAGGGUUCACCACUUAUUUUGUAGAGAAAACAAAGACCGAGAAACAUAAUAGCGAUACAAAAGUGGUUAUGAAUGACAUGAAAGGAAAGUCAUUUACACUACAAGUGGACGAGACAUCCGGUGCACUGAAAACCAUAACAAUUAACGGAAAGACACAUAAAUUAUUGCAAUCAUUCAAAUGGUAUCAGUCUAUUGGCCUGAAUGGUCAGCCGGGCACUGAAGACUCCGGUAGCUAUAACUUCUGUCCCAAUGGGACGGCACAUGACAUGGGGCCACAAAAACUGGUGUCCAGUCAUUCAGAUGGUGGCAUACAUGAGCUGAACCAACAGUUCUCGGACUACAUCCACCAAACCGUACGUACGUAUGAGGACCAGGACUACAUUGAGUUUGACUGGACUGUGGGUCCCAUACCUAUCGGCGACCACUUCGGCAAAGAGAUAAUAACCCGCUUUGAGACGGACUUCAAAACUGAUGGCGUUUUCUAUACCGACGCUAAUGGGAGACAAAACAUGAAACGCCGGUUCAAUGAAAGCCAAACCCUUUGUAAUAAUAAUACAAUUUCUGGCAAUUAUUAUCCCAUUUACAGCAGAAUUUUCAUUAGAGAUGAUAAGCAAGAUUUACAGCUAACUGUCCUCAACGACCGGACACAGGGCGGCACAUCGCUGACUGAAGGGGUGGUGGAGCUUAUGGUCCACCGGAGGGUCUUAUACAGAGGAAUGGGAGGAAGUUUUGACAUGAAUGAGCCGGGUGUUGAUGGCAAGGGAUUGGAAAUACGGGGCAAACACUACUUGUUUAUCAAACCAAUCGCAGAGUCGCCACAACUGAUGAGAAAUCUGAGCGAAAGUCUGUUUAUGGGACCCAUUGUCUCGUUUGACAGAUACUCGUCAGUCAAAGACUAUAGCGAUAAAUAUGUGACAAGUUUUACAUCAAUCGGCGAUUCACUGCCAGAAAGCGUUCAUUUGUUAACAUUAGAGAAAUGGUCCGAAAAUGAAGUAUUACUUCGACUGGAAGACCAGUCCUCUACGUCCGACAAACAGGUUUCCCAUGAAAUCAAUUUACAGAAAAUGCUGAAAACGUUGACAAUUGUAGAGUCCGUCGAAACUAAUUUAGUGGCCAAUGAGUUGCUGUCAGAAACUAAACGUUUGGACUGGAAAUCAAAGCUCUAUAAUAAAAGUUUUCACAUAAGAAGUGAUGAGAGGAAUGGUAGUCUAGCCGUAACUUUAACACCACAACAGAUCCGGACAUUUAUCCUUACGAUUAAUAACACCUCUCAUAAGGAAGCCAAAUGUACGUACAGUUGGGUGGAGGCAACUCAGACCACAAUCCCUGGCGAGGCAUAUGUGGCCGGUUAUGAUGCGGACAAAACACCACUCAAUAUAUGCAGACAUAAAGUCAAUGACGACAUAAUCGCCGGAAAAGCCGACAAACAAUUGGGUUGUGUUUUGACAGACGGGGGACAAGAGUUUCGCGUCAAAGGGAACGACACGUUUGAGGUACUGGUGGCCGACAACGUGGAGUGGGUGCCCAGACAUGGCGAGGAUCCCGUACCCGAGCAAUCACUUGUGGUGGGCGCCAAAGUGGCCAAACCCUACAUUAAUACAUACAUCGGUCGAUGCGAUACACGAAACGCGAAAAUUGUCGGAAAAAUCGAUAACUUUUUGUUUUAUGAUUUAAAUGGCGUUGAAAUGAACGACUGUUUUAAUCACGAGAUUCUCGUUUGUAUUUAA